This is a messenger RNA of Cynoglossus semilaevis (tongue sole), 1219 nucleotides long. It is a transcript of the gene snrnp48, whose product is annotated as small nuclear ribonucleoprotein 48 (U11/U12). The transcript has 9 exons. NCBI's taxonomy places the organism in Eukaryota, Metazoa, Chordata, Actinopteri, Pleuronectiformes, Cynoglossidae. The record is from RefSeq and is a predicted model, not a curated record. Bases 118 to 1164 code for a protein of 348 amino acids. Gene Ontology annotation, cellular component: nucleoplasm; cytosol; U12-type spliceosomal complex.
ACUGCGUCAUCACAAAGCGCCGUUGCUUUACGGCAAAGGAAAAUAACGACAAGUAGAAUAAUGUUCUGUAAAGAGGAUUAAUGUAAUAAAACCACGAAUUUUCGACAAAAGUGAGUCAUGUCUCCGUCAGAUAACGCUGUGAAUCCAGAGGAGCGCCAGCUCCGUCUACAGGAACUACAGGAAUUCACCGGAAACUGUCGCAAACAGUUAGAGAAGGUUUUUGAAACAUUAGGAUGGAAUCUUCUACACACACAGGAAUUCAUGAAACCGUGUCCAUACGAUGGCGGCCACAGAGUCUCAUUUAAGAACAUGGAGAAGCACAAGAUCUGCUGUGGCCUCAAGAAGAUGGGGUACUCAGCAGAGGAACAGGCAGAAAUGGUCGAUCCUUCAGUCUGUUACCAGAACAGCAGAGUCAGAAGCUUCAUCCUGGAUAAGUCAGCACAGCAGCAGGUGAUUCUUCAGGCUCGAUCUGCUGCUCCCAUGAUGAAGAUGGAAGGAGUUUUCUGGCAGGGUCAGUUCUCCAGCCAAUCAGUGGAUGUUCCUCAGAACCACAAGAGGGCUGUGUGUGACCUCACUGUGGCUGACCGCUUGGCUCUUUAUAAUCAUGUGAUCAAUGUGCUCAGCCAGAAGAAGGAGGCCCCUAGCUCCAGCAAUGAUGAUCUCUAUGUAGAUCUUGUGUCCAAACUCAAGAAAGCUGAGGAAGAGAAGGAGCCAAAGACUCACCUGGAACUGAUGGCAGAGAUGAGGGACUACAAACGUCGUCGUCAGUCGUACCGAGCCAAGAACGUUCACAUCACUAAGAAGUCGUACACUGAGGUGAUCAGGGAGGUGAUCAACGUCCACUCAGAGGAGCUGUCCAGACAGUGGAGAGAGGAGGAGAAGGAGGAGGACUCAACACCGUCUGAACCAUCCUCCCACAGACGUAGGUGUAAAAGAAGAUCAUCAUCACCCGAGUCAGAAGUUAGUCAUCGACGAUUCUGUCACAACCGAGAAGGAAGUAAGGACAGAGAGAGGAGGAAGAAGAGGAAGAAGAGAGACAGAGAUUCCUGUUCUCCCAGUGACCCCCACCGGGACGUAAAGAGGAAGAAGAAGAAGAAGAAAAAGGAGAAGGAGAAAAAAGGGGAGGGGGAGACCGAGAUGAAAGAGGAGGACGAGGAGAACUGAUGAAAGUCAAAAAUGGUUUGAUUAAUGGUUGUGAAUAAAAGUUACUGAAAAUUUA